UUAAAAUUAAUGCUGAGACCCGGAUAUUGCUAGACUUAUUGCAGCUGUUAGCUUGACGUUCGUUGGUAAAAGCGACGAGAGUAGCAGCAUUUCGCAGAACAUUCGAGAGGUCCCCAAAGCCCGAGGACGUUCCAGAUAACCUCCUUCUGCCUUUGAGGAAGAGCAGCCGCACUCUGGAUAUUUAUGGUCGUUAACUGUGCCUCUUUGAGAGCAUCAAAAUCAUUAAGAAACCCUGUUGCAGUCAAUAACAUCAACCAGCACCAGGCAUCGACCACCGUUCACUGCGGCUCUUGGAAGAUCAGCGUUGUGUUUAUGUCUUUGUUUUGCGAAAACGAGCUGUUGCGCAGCCGUUGGAACCUGUGUGGUGGAAAUCUAGACUUCAAGCAAGGAGCUUGCAGCCACAGCGGCACAACGUUUUUCAUGUCAGAGACCGAGCACGCUUGCAGUCGUUUAUGUCAUCCCCUCUUUUCCAGACAGAAGAUCCCGAAAAAUCCCCAACCAAGAUCCUUUUAUCUUACUGAUAGUGCUGACAUCCAGCCAAAAUGUCUGUCAACGUCAACCGCAGCGUGUCAGACCAGUUCUAUCGCUACAAGAUGCCCCGUCUGAUUGCCAAGGUUGAAGGCAAAGGGAAUGGAAUCAAGACGGUCAUUGUCAACAUGGUUGAUGUUGCAAAGGCUCUGAACAGGCCUCCAACAUACCCGACCAAGUUUUUUGGUUGUGAACUCGGCGCUCAGACCCAGUUUGAUACCAAAAACGAUCGUUACAUCGUCAACGGAUCCCACGAGGCGAACAAGUUGCAGGACAUGCUUGAUGGGUUCAUCAGAAAAUUUGUGCUGUGUGCCGAGUGUGACAACCCUGAAACUGAUCUGCAUGUCAAUCCCAAGAAACAAACUAUUGGUACUUCCUGUAAGGCCUGUGGAUACCGUGGCAUGCUAGACACCAGACACAAACUCUGCACAUUCAUCCUCAAAAACCCACCUGAGAGCAAUGAUAGUGGAUCUGCAUCUGUGAAGAAAGAGAAGGAGAAGAAGAACCGCAAGAAGGACAAGGAGAACGGCUCUGGCAGUGGCGAGGCUGGAAACCAUGACAACUUUGAUGCUCCCGAGGCUGUGGAUCGAGAUGACGAUGAUGAAGACUGGGCAGAGGAGACUACAGAGGAGGCACAGAGGCGGCGAAUGGAGGAGAUCAGCGAUCACGCCAAGAACCUAACGCUCAGCGAGGACCUGGAGAAACCCCUCGAGGAUAGGGUCAACCUCUUCUACAGCUUUGUGAAAAACAAAAAGGAAAGCGGAACAAUUGACGCAGCUGAUAAAGAGAUCUUGGCGGAGGCAGAGCGCCUGGAUGUGAAGGCCAUGGGCCCGCUCAUCCUGAGCGAACUGCUGUUCAACGAAAACAUCCGUGACCAGAUCAAGAAGUACAAACGUCACUUCCUGCGUUUCUGCCACAACAACAAGAAAGCCCAGAAGUAUCUGCUGGGAGGCUUUGAGUGUGUCGUGAAGCUGCAUCAGGUCCAGCUCCUGCCACGUGUUCCCAUCAUCCUCAAAGACCUGUACGACGCUGACCUGCUGGAGGAGGAUGUGAUUUUCGCCUGGGCGGAGAAGGUUUCUAAGAAGUACGUCUCCAAGGAACUUGCCAAAGAGAUCCAUGCCAAGGCCGCUCCUUUUGUCAAAUGGCUGAAGGAGGCAGAGGAGGAGAGUGAGGGUAGCGAAGAAGAGGAGGAGGAAGAUGAUGAGAAUGUUGAGGUGGUGUACUCGUCCUCUGCCCGCGAGCUCAAAGUGGAGACUGUGAAACCAGACACGCCAGAGAAAGAAGAGGACGACAUUGACAUCGAUGCGAUCUGAGAGACUCGAGUGAUGAUGCUUUUCCUGACUUGCGGCUUUGACUCACGAUGCCCUGUACUAGCUAAAUGGCUGGCCUUUUCCCUCCUUUACUACCUGCCCCACCACCACCCCUCUCUGCGAUCCCUUCUCCGCUUAGUGGCAUGAUUUAACAUAGCGCUUUAUCUGCUGCACAUUAACGCUGUCAUUUUGAAGUGUAUUCAGUUGAUGAAAUGAAAUCGCUUUUGGGGGUUUUAAUCAUGGGUGAUUUGGGGGUUUUGUUUUGACUGCACUUUUUUUUUUCUUUUUUUUUUCUUUUUUUUUUUUUUUUUUUGGUCCUUGUAUUUUUCCAGUCAAUAAAGAAUGAAUGUUUUGCUAUCCAGCA
Messenger RNA from Pelmatolapia mariae (spotted tilapia), 2202 nucleotides. RefSeq names its product eukaryotic translation initiation factor 5 (gene eif5). The record is from RefSeq and is a predicted model, not a curated record. Gene Ontology annotation, molecular function: translation initiation factor activity; eukaryotic initiation factor eIF2 binding; GDP-dissociation inhibitor activity. The coding region runs from base 543 to 1841 and encodes 432 amino acids. Gene Ontology annotation, cellular component: cytosol. The transcript is spliced from 12 exons. NCBI's taxonomy places the organism in Eukaryota, Metazoa, Chordata, Actinopteri, Cichliformes, Cichlidae. Gene Ontology annotation, biological process: formation of cytoplasmic translation initiation complex; formation of translation preinitiation complex; translational initiation.